This is a messenger RNA of Podarcis lilfordi (Lilford's wall lizard), 6196 nucleotides long. Lineage: Eukaryota; Metazoa; Chordata; Lepidosauria; Squamata; Lacertidae. The record is from the annotation of a GenBank genome assembly.
ACUGGGGCGCAGGCGCGCGCGCUCACUGUGACGGGGCUCGGGUGCCAGCUUGUGGGUACCUCCCAGGGAAGGCAUUGAUCUCCCUCCCUCUCUGCAAGAUGGUGAGUGAAGGGCGGUGGGCGGUCUGCUUCUGCCGAAUUCUCCCCGUCGCAGAAAAGAGGAGACUUCCUGGGUGGGUUUCGGGUGACCAGUGGAGACUUCCUGGGCAGCUCUUUGGAAAAGUCAAGAGCAGACUCCGCUGCCGCCUUGUGAUGUGCCACACCCGGCCGGCUUCUGCGCGCCCCGGGGUCCGGGAUCGAAGGAUGUGGCUGAGGGGCCCAUUGCAUUCACCAGCUCUUUUCUUUUGCUGUUCAGCUUCUCUCUGAUCGCCUUUCCAUGGCCGUCCUCUUGGCACGCGGGUUCCGGGGCCUCUUGCAUUGUUUACAGCAUCAUCCCCAUCUCCGUGAUGUGACCAUCUUUCUGGUCCCAUAUAAGAACAGGCGCACUGCUCAUGAUGCGCAACGCUCUCACCUGCAUGCAUUCCUGCUUGAUACAUUUUGUACUCCCAGGAGCUCAUUUCCCCCCAACAUCACAAUGGGGCAGGGUCUGUUGACAGAGUGGCUUUCUGUUGCAUUGUAUUUGUUGGCAGAGUGGGGUCUGCGUUUGUGGCUCCUAGUGUCCAAACCCACGACUUUUGCCCCUGCACAACAUUUGGCCCUUCAGUGUACUUUGUAUAGAAUUCUGCGAAAUGUCUAGAUUCGGGACUGCUUGCAUGUAUAUAUUAUUUUAUUAAAAUCAUUUUAGCUCUCUUUUCCGUCAAAAGGUCUCUCCAAGGCAUGUUGUUGGCACCCAAAACUAUUUAUAAGAUGAUGCAUGUGGGUUGCUUAAAAGACCCCAUCAAUGGCCUACUAGUAGCAGCAAGUAUGUUCUUCCUGUACUGUCAGAGGCAGUGUUCCUGGGAAUCACAAGUGUGGAGAGUGCUGAGUUCUCAGGUUUAUUUGCAGGCUUCCUGUUGAGACAUCUCAUUGACCACUGUGAGAAUAGGAUGCUGAACUAGAUAGGCCAUUGGUUCCUGAUCCAGUAGAGCUUGUCAUAUGUUCUUGAAUUGAUUGAUUGAUUAUUUUUCUGUGCCGCUUUUCAUUCAGAUGAAUCCCAAAGCGGCUUACAAACGACAGUAAUGUGACAGAACAUAAUAGAGCAUCAUAAAUACAGCAUAAAUCAUAUAGAAUAAGCACACCAAAUACAGAAAUACACAGUAUUGCAUUACUAUUGCCUGUUGGCCAUGUACAUAGAAGGCAAUGCAUAGGUGGUUCCAUGGUGCAUACAUAUUUGCAUUUAUAGUCCACCUUUUCUCCAUCAUGGAACCCAAGACUGUCAACAUGUCCUUCCCAAGCAGCCACUGGUCAAAACCUUUACAGUUCCAGCAUGGUGGUGGCCUCAUGUACCAUAUUUACUCGAGUCUAAUGUGCCAUCAAAUCUAAUGCACACCUCAAUGUUCAGAACUUUGAAACAAAAACAAAAUGCUGGCAAAUGUAAAUAUGCCAUCAAAUCUAAUGCACACCUUAAUUUCUGCAACAUAAUUUGGCCAAAAAAGGUGACCAUUAGAUUCGAGUAAAUGCGGUAUUUCAAGUGUGGGCACACCAUACAUUUGAAAUAUGAUAUUGAACCUUGUGUUCCCCUAUCACUUCCACUAUAAUAGCAAACUCAUGAGCUGAAUGCUGCUAGCAUUGUAGCCAAAACUGACAAUGAAGAGGGGAAGCAUCAGCCUCUGCAGGGAACCCCCUCCCCCUUCCCUGCCAGGUUUGCAGAAGUUUGAAAAAUAUAUAACCUCAUUUUAUGGUUGAGCAUGGGGCAAUGGGCCUGUUACCACAUAUUCAGAUUGCAUAUACUGUAGAACUAAACAUUUUUUACUUGAUCAUGGUCAGGACUUGUCUAGUUUGGAUUUUCUGCUGUGGAUUUUGAUUGCUCCAGGCCACUUUACUUGUUUCCUUAAUCACUGGUGCCUCUCCAUGUGGUUGUGGUCAUGGCCCUCCUGGCUGCAGAGAUGAAGUAGUCUCCCUAAUAACAGGUCUGGCCUUGUCUAGGCAAAAUGAUCUGCAGGCAGAAACCUCUGGUGGGUACCUUUGACACAGUUUUGUCAAAAUAACAAAAGUAUAUCAUGGCACCUGAAAGACCUAACUAAUUUAUUAUAGUAUAAGUCCACAUUAUCAGAUGCAUUGCAUUAUCCUGAGUUGCAGGUGUGUGUGUGUGUGUAUAUAUAUAUAUAUGUAUAUAUAGAUAUUUAUACAUAUAUAUGUGUGUGUGUGUGUGUGUGUGUGUGUGUUUAACAUAAUUAAUAUAACUCUCUAAGUAAUUUAGACAAAACAAUAAAGCAUGCAUAUUUAAAAAAAGCAAAAUCAAACUUUAAAAUCAAGAAGACAGAAGACUUAUUAAAAUUUGGGCAAAUUCAGCACUUUUAUGUGUAAUAAAAAUCCUUAUCUAGGUCGACAUGCCUAAACAAAACAAAAAAGAGCAUUUAAAUAUAUAUGUGGGGAUGUUUGUUUGUACGACCAGGGCCUGGGAAACAUAGCUGUCAACGUUUCCCUUUUUUAAAGGGAAUUUCCCUUAUUCUGAAUAGGAUUCCUCGCAAGAAAAGGGAAAAGUUGACACCUAUGCUGGGAAACCAAAGUUCAAUUCCCCACUUAGUUACGAAGUUCGAUGGGUGACCUUGAGCCAGUCCGUUUCUAACCCUAACCUACCUCUUAGGAUCAUCUACAUGCCAUUGCUGCUGAACCAUGAAACCUUUUAAAUGACACCUCUUGGCUUGCCAUAGCAGCAUUUAAAUAUUUGCACUGUGCUUCCCAGGUUGCAUUCUGCAAGAUAUUUUCCAGCAUAAAAAUGAUUUCCAUAUAGGAAGUGAUGUGUGAAGAGGCCUUUGUUGUAACAUGAGAGGGGGAGACUUCUGUGCAAUAUGCGCCAGGAUUUCACCCCUAUCAUUGCACUGCCUUGUGUAACGUCUGAGCCUGAUAAGCAAAGCCACUGAAACAGAUAAGCGGAACCAGUUUCUGGCUUCCCAGGACUUAUUGCCAGAUGAUGGGAGGAAAAUUGUGGCCUUAAGAAAAGCUUAAGCAGACUUUGAUGAUAUGGUGGUGCUGGAGAGAGCUGUGCUUUUGUGCUUGGAGCACAAGACGUACCUCUCCGAAUCCUCUUACCCCUCCAGUCUUUCCAGAUGUCUUAUUACACAGCAUUAUUGGAAAACAAAUUGCAUCUUUCAAGAUACGCUUGCAUAUUUUCUUUUUCUUCCAGGCUGAGGUAGAAGAAACCCUUAAGCGAAUUCAGAGUCAAAAGGGGGUCCAAGGAAUCAUUAUUGUUAAUUCAGAAGGUAUUGUGCAAUUACGGUUGUUGUUGGUGAAAGCCACUCUUUUAGGCCCUGAUGCUCUAUUGACAUACUAAAUUUAUCCUGAUUGUGCAAUAAAUUUAAUAAUAAAUGUUCUUGUGUGGGAGGGGGUUAUUAGUUUGUUUUUGUUUUAUUAAGUAUAUGUGAACCGUCACAUGCUGUGAUGAAUGGGGCCAGAGGGAAAAGUGGGUGGAGCAAUGAAUGUAGAUUUCACCUUUGCACAGUAUAUUGGUUUCUUUAGCCUUCAUCCAGGCAAGGAAGAUGCAUUAUCAGAACUCAGGGAUACCUUCUCGCCAGGCAGAAAUAUUCAAGGUGUGGAAUGGAGCCAGUGAGGGGUGUGGCUUGGGAAAAGGUUGUACAGUCUGGGGAGAAUUCCAGGAGCCAGACAGAGUUUUCCAUGGGCUACAUAACACACUUGGGUUAGAGAAACCCACUUGCAUGUUAGAAAUGUCUGCUGUGAUGCUAAGGCUACAAUCCUAUGCAUGUUUAUAUGGGAGUAAGUCCCAGUGAAAUCAAAAGGCAUAGUACAUAUCUUUAAGGAUGUGCUGUACCUUUGAUAAUGAAUUUAGCAGUGCUUGUGGCCAAUUAAUUUUGCAUCUUCCUCUACAAAUUGGGAUGGUGUAAUACUGCUGAAUGUCUGCCUGUGUGCCUGUUCCUAAAAUGUUACUUGUGAUCUGCAAGGCCCUAUUAACAGUGGUGGAGAACUUCGCUGUAAUUACCUGCCCUUUACUGUAAGAUUACAGGUUACAACAAUGAAAACACAACAUUAAAAACAACUUACAAUCUCCAAAAAAUAAGGUGGGUCCUGAAAAUAUACAUCUCAGGUGUCAAAAGGCCAGGGUAAAUAGGUGUGUCGUCAGAUUUCUGAAGCACGGUUCCCCCAACCCUUACUACCUUGAGAAACUCCAGAAGGAUACUGUGAUCAACAGUAUCGAAAGUGGCCGAGAAAUGGAGGAGAAUGAGCAGGGUUACAUUGCCCUCUUCUUUCUCCCACCAAACAUCAGCAACUGGGGCGACCAAGGCAGUUUCAGUGCCAUGACCAGGCCUGAAGCCUGACUGGAAUGGUUCCUAGUAAUCAGCUUCCUCCAAGCAUGCCUGAAGCUGGACCGCUGCCACCUUCUUGAGAGCUUUGUCCCAAAAGGGGAUAUCUGCCAUUGGGUGAUAGUUGUUUAACACUUCUUGGCCAAGGGGAGGACUUCUUAAGGAGGUGACACACCACACCACCACCUUCUUCAAGGCAGAUGGUACUUACCCUUUCUCCACUGAAGCAUCAGUCGCUUCCUGUACCCACCAUGUCAACUCCCUGUAGCUAGCUCUAAGAAACCAAUAUGGGCAGCAUCAAGUGGGCAGGUGAUCAGCUGCACUUCUUCAAACAGCUUGACCACAUCCUCAAGCUGCAAUAAUCUAAACUGAUUCAGUUUAGAUGGAAGAUGCAGUGUUCUAGGCACUUCCAUUGGACUUGGGGUAACUGUGGCAUCCAAUUUUGUUUGAAUACGAGUGAUUUCCCCCCCUAAAGUGAAUUGCAAAGGAGGGUGUCAGAGCAAUACUGUCUUGGCCAGAUGACAAAAGCUCAUUCGCCACUCAGAAAAGCUUUGCCAUACGGCUACUUGCGGGUGCAGUGGUGGCAAAGAAGUAAGCUUUCUUCACUUGGUAGGCACAAGCGGAAGUCCUUGUACAGGCCUUCUGCAGACAGGGCUGGUUAGGCCCUUAAGUUUCUCAUAUCAUACCAUGUCUUAGCCUAACGUAGCCUAACAGAAUCAUUUUGCACCCUGCAGGCAUUCCCAUCAAAAGCACCAUGGAUAACCCCACCACAGUGCAGUAUGCAGGCUUAAUGCACAACUUAAUAAUGAAGGCAAGGGGGACCGUGCGAGAUAUUGACCCCCAGAAUGACCUCACGUUCUUGCGGAUUCGCUCCAAGAAAAACGAAAUCAUGGUUGCGCCAGGUAAAAUAAACAGGGAAAGCUCUUCUUGGAACAUUCGGAUGCCAAAGUGGAAUUUCAUUAUCUCUAAAUCUAAACUUUUAUAUGGGAUACACUCUUUAAUCUGUACUCCUAUAUAGGAAAUACAGAAAAGUGUGGGUUCUAAAUAGUGGUGAAAGAGUUUUAGAUGGGUUUCCUAUCCAGAUUCAAAUAACAUUGAAGAACUUUAUCACUGAUGGGGUUUUUACAUAUCCUUCACAAUCUUGCAACUUGGUCCUAUUUAUAUUUUACUCCAAAGUCUUCUGAACAACUCUUGAACUUCUUCUACUUCUUCUUGUGCUUUGUAUAUAAGAUGGUCUAGGUGCUGCUGGCUGGUUGUGAUGGGCUUGGUCUUGAAGUGAGACUUCCACUCCUACAGUGUUCUAUCUGUAACUGAGCCUAGAAUGCAUGUGAUUAAAUUAGCACCAACAAUAAAAUACUUUUUAUUUAAAAAAUCCCUCUUUUAUUUCCUUGCAGAUAAGGACUAUUUCCUGAUUGUCGUUCAGAAUCCAACGGAGUGAAAUCCUCUCAAAAUGACCUUCAGUUCCUUAUACUUAAAUGUAUUUUUAUUUAACGUCCAAAAAGCUGUUAGUAAAUAAUUGUUUGUGCCACAUUAAUGUCUGAGAGAGAUUCUGUUUUUAACUGUUAAAUGUAGAUUCAAGGAGUAUCUUCAUAUAACUAAAAUGUAACUAGAUGAAGAAGAAAAGCAAGGAAAUCAGGCUAACUUAAGUGUCAAAGAUUUUUUCCAGAAAAUGUAAUUGUACAGGACUGUUGUCUGAAACCUUUCUAAUCAUAAAUUAGUUUUUCUUUUGCAUCCUUUUUAUUUUGACAUUUAUUUAAAUUUGGAAGAUGCUGUUUCUUCUGAAACUGAUUAAAAGAAUGG